GAUGGCAUAAACACUACCCUAGCAAUGGACCCAUCUGUGACACUGUGGCAGUUUCUACUGCAGCUACUGAGAGAGCAAGGUAAUGGCCAUAUCAUUUCCUGGACCUCACGGGAUGGUGGUGAGUUCAAGCUGGUGGAUGCAGAGGAGGUGGCCCGACUGUGGGGACUGCGCAAGAACAAGACUAACAUGAAUUAUGACAAGCUUAGCCGGGCCUUGCGCUACUACUAUGACAAGAACAUCAUCCGCAAGGUGAGCGGCCAGAAGUUCGUCUACAAGUUUGUGUCCUACCCUGAGGUCGCAGGGUGCACCACUGAGGAUUGCCCACCCCAGCCUGAGGUGUCUGUUGCCUCCAUAGCAAAUGUGGCUUCUGUUCCUGUACACGUUGCCCCUGGGGACUCUGCCUCAGGGAAGCCAGGAACACCCAAAGGCACAGGAAUGGCAGGCCCAGGCGGCUUGGCACGCAGCAGCCGGAACGAGUACAUGCGCUCAGGCCUUUAUUCCACCUUCACCAUCCAGUCCCUGCAGCCACAGCCCCUGCCUCAUCUACCCCCUCAUCCUCGGCCUGCCUCAGUGCUCCCCAGCACCACCUUUGCAGGAGCAGCAGCACCUCCUUCAGGGAACAGUAGCACCAGUCCAAGCCUCUUGGAGGCUUGCCUGGAGGCAGAGGAGGCUGGCCUGCCUCUGCAGGUUAUCCUGACCCCUCCCGAGGCCUCGAACCUGAAAUCGGAAGAGAUGACUAAGGAACCAGGGCUGGGCUGGCCACUGCCCCCAGAAGUGAAGGUGGAUGGGCCCAAAGAAGAGUUGGAGGCCGAAAACAGUAGGGAGGCGGGGUCUGUAUCGGAAACCAUUAAGGUUGGGGCAGAAGUCCUUCCCACGGUCGUUAUGGAGACUGCCAAACAAGACUCCGACCGAGCAUCUGCCACAGCUUCCAACACUGAGAGCGCUCAGCCGCUAAAGGGCCGGAAGCCCCGGGACUUGGAGCUGCCACUUGGCCCAGGCCUGCUGGGUGGGCUAGGACCAGAACGUACUCCGGGAUCUGGAAUUGGCUCUGGCCUGCAGGCUCCAGGGCCGGCACUGACACCGUCCCUGCUACCGACGCACACAUUGACUCCGGUGCUACUGACGCCCAGCUCACUGCCCUCAAGCAUUCACUUUUGGAGCACCCUGAGUCCUAUUGCACCCCGUAGUCCGGCCAAGCUCUCCUUCCAGUUUCCAGCCAGUGGCAGCACCCAGGUGCACAUUCCUUCCAUCAGCAUGGAUGGCCUUUCGACCCCUGUGGUGCUGUCCCCAGGGCCCCAGAAGCCAUGA
Messenger RNA from Elephantulus edwardii (Cape elephant shrew), 1308 nucleotides. It is a transcript of the gene ELK1, whose product is annotated as ELK1, member of ETS oncogene family. The transcript has 5 exons. Gene Ontology annotation, molecular function: sequence-specific DNA binding; DNA-binding transcription factor activity, RNA polymerase II-specific. Gene Ontology annotation, biological process: cell differentiation; regulation of transcription by RNA polymerase II. The record is from RefSeq and is a predicted model, not a curated record. Gene Ontology annotation, cellular component: nucleus. Lineage: Eukaryota; Metazoa; Chordata; Mammalia; Macroscelidea; Macroscelididae. The coding region runs from base 25 to 1308 and encodes 427 amino acids.